AGCGUGCUCCCGGCUCACGACGCACGCAGUGUGUCGGCAGCACGUGAGUAGAAAACACGCGACAACAAUUAAAAAUGCCAAGUUACGCAUCCAUUGGGCCGAAUGGCGCGAGUGAUUGUUACCUUCUUUUAGAAGACGGUAAUAUUUUUUUGGGAAAACAAUUUGGGGCCGAUGUAUCCGUUGAUGGUGAAAUUGUCUUCCAGACUGGUAUGGUUGGUUAUUCAGAAUCACUCACGGAUCCUUCUUACCAUGCUCAAAUUCUGGUGCUGACAUAUCCGCUUAUAGGAAAUUACGGUGUUUUUGGUGACGAGAAGGAUGAGAAUGGCAUACCAUACUGGUUCGAGUCCCACCGCAUUUGGGCCGCUGGGCUAAUAGUCGGAGAGAUUUGUGACAAACCCAGUCAUUGGCGGCAAACUAAGACGCUAUCUGUAUGGAUGAAAGAACAAAAUGUACCUGGAAUAUAUGAGAUCGAUACACGAGCAUUGACAAAAGUUAUUCGCGAAAAAGGUACUAUAUUGGGCAGGAUAAUUUAUGGUCAACCACCCUCAACCAUCCUGCCGAUAAUACCUCCAAUAGAAGAUCCCAACAAGAGAAAUCUUGUUGCAGAAGUUUCUCUGCCGCUUUCAAAUGUAUAUCCAACAUAUAAUCCGAAUGGAUAUCCUCGUAUAUGCGUGGUUGAUUGUGGAUUAAAAUACAAUCAACUGAGAUGUUUGCUAAGACGUGGUGCUCGUGUGGACGUUGUACCAUGGAAUUAUGAUUUGGGUGCUGCCGAAUACGACGGUUUAUUCCUCAGCAACGGUCCGGGUGAUCCCAGCAUGUGCGAAGUAACUGUCAAAAAUAUCCGAAUGGUUUUCACGCAAAGAAAGAAAACACCAAUUUUUGGCAUAUGUCUUGGGCAUCAAUUACUAUCCAUAGCUGCUGGUUGCAUCACAUAUAAAAUGAACUAUGGCAACCGAGGUCAUAAUCAACCGGCAACGCAUCACAGUACCGGACGUUGUUAUAUGACUUCGCAGAAUCACGGCUUUUGCGUUGAUGCGACUCAAUUACCGGCCGAUUGGGAGGUGCUCUUUACUAAUACUAAUGACAACAGCAAUGAGGGUAUAGUUCAUUCAAAUCUGCCGUAUUUCUCCGUUCAAUUUCAUCCGGAACACACAGCAGGACCUGAGGACCUUGAAUGUCUCUUUGAUGUAUUCUUGGAGAGCGUGAAGGACGAAAUCGAGGGUCAUCCUUGGAUCUCUAUAAAGGAUAGACUCACUAAAAAGCUAAUCUACGACAAAUCUUCGACUCUAAUUAUACCCGAACGGCCUAAGAAAAUAUUAAUUUUGGGCUCAGGAGGACUUAGCAUUGGCCAAGCUGGAGAAUUCGAUUAUUCGGGCUCUCAGGCGAUAAAAGCGUUAAAAGAAGAAUCGAUACAGACUCUUUUGAUAAAUCCUAAUAUCGCCACGGUACAAACGUCAAAAGGCAUGGCUGAUAAAGUGUACUUCUUGCCAAUUACACCAGAAUACGUCGAACAGGUGAUACAAUCAGAGAGACCGGAUGGCGUACUAUUAACAUUUGGUGGACAAACUGCCCUUAACUGCGGCGUAGAACUUGAAAGAAACGGCGUAUUUGCAAAAUACAACGUCAAAAUCCUAGGGACACCAAUCGAAUCAAUCAUACAGACUGAAGACAGGAAGAUAUUUGCAGAGCGUGUCAGCGAGAUAAAUGAAAGAGUCGCACCAAGUGCUGCCGUGUAUUCCGUUCAAGAGGCAUUAGAAGCCGCUGAGAAACUGGGUUAUCCCGUAAUGGCGCGCGCUGCGUUUUCGCUCGGUGGUCUUGGAUCAGGUUUUGCCAAUACGAAGGAAGAGCUAAGGAUGCUAGCUCAACAAGCUUUAGCUCACUCCAACCAAUUAAUAAUUGACAAAUCAUUGCAAGGCUGGAAGGAGGUAGAGUACGAGGUUGUCCGCGAUGCGUACGACAACUGUAUCACGGUAUGCAACAUGGAAAACGUCGAUCCCCUCGGCAUUCAUACUGGCGAAUCGAUUGUCAUCGCGCCGAGUCAAACAUUGUCCAAUAAAGAAUAUAAUAUGCUACGAACAACCGCUAUUAAGGUCAUUAAGCAUUUCGGCAUCGUCGGAGAAUGUAAUAUACAAUAUGCGUUCAACCCUUCCUCCGAAGAAUAUUACAUUAUCGAGGUGAACGCUAGAUUGUCUAGAAGCUCGGCUCUAGCCAGUAAAGCUACCGGCUAUCCUCUGGCUUACGUCGCUGCCAAAUUAGCUCUUGGAAUACGCUUGUCGGAUAUUCGUAAUUCUGUCACUGGUGAAACAACAGCUUGUUUUGAGCCGAGUCUUGAUUACUGUGUAGUUAAAAUACCUAGAUGGGAUCUUAGCAAGUUUCAUCGCGUCAGUACCAAGAUUGGCAGCUCCAUGAAGAGCGUAGGUGAAGUUAUGGCGAUUGGACGUAAAUUCGAGGAAGCUUUUCAGAAGGCUUUGAGAAUGGCUAACGAAAAUGUGAAUGGCUUCGAUCCUUAUAUGAAGGAGAUUAACGAUGAAGAUUUGGAGAAACCGACCGACAAAAGAAUGUUCGUUCUCGCUGCUUCGAUCAAAGCCGGCUAUACGAUCGAUCGAUUAUACGAGCUCACCAAGAUAGAUCGCUGGUUUCUGGAAAAGAUGAAGAACAUUAUCGAUUAUUAUGUACUCUUAGAAAACAUCGAUCGUACAAAACUUUCGCACGACUUGCUACUGGGCGCAAAACAGAACGGCUUCUCGGACAAGCAGAUCGCCGCCUUGGUAAAGAGCUCCGAAUUAGCUGUCAGAAUACAAAGACAGGAGAAUAAUAUUCGACCAAUGGUCAAGCAAAUUGAUACAGUCGCUGCUGAAUGGCCGGCCACUACAAACUAUCUUUAUUUAACGUACAAUGGCACUAGCCACGAUGUGGAAUUUUCUGGCGGAUAUACAAUGGUGAUAGGUUCCGGAGUAUACAGGAUCGGCAGUUCAGUAGAAUUUGAUUGGUGUGCCGUGAGUUGCCUACGUGAACUGCGAAAUCUUGAACGUAAGACAAUAAUGGUCAAUUAUAAUCCAGAAACGGUCAGUACAGAUUACGAUAUGAGCGAUAGAUUGUAUUUUGAGGAAAUCUCCUUCGAAGUGGUAAUGGACAUAUAUGAUUGUGAGAGCCCAGAAGGUAUAAUAUUAUCGAUGGGUGGACAGCUACCAAAUAAUAUUGCAAUGGAUCUGCAUAGACAACAGGCUCGAAUCCUUGGAACAUCACCAGAGUCCGUCGAUGGUGCUGAAAAUCGUUUUAAAUUUUCUCGUAUGCUCGAUAGCAUUGGUAUAUCGCAACCUAGAUGGAAAGAAUUGACGAAUUUGAAAUCCGCCAUUGAAUUCUGCGAGGAAGUUGGCUAUCCAUGCCUUGUUCGGCCUUCGUAUGUGCUAAGUGGAGCCGCAAUGAAUGUUGCCUAUUCAAAUCAAGAUCUGGAGUCUUAUUUGAAAAGCGCGAGCGAAGUUAGCAAAGAGCAUCCCGUAGUGAUAUCGAAAUUUAUUCUCGAGGCGAAAGAAAUCGACGUCGAUGCCGUUGCUUAUGAAGGAGUUAUAUUAUGCAUGGCAGUAUCUGAACAUGUCGAAAAUGCCGGUGUUCAUUCAGGAGAUGCUACAUUAGUAACGCCACCACAGGAUAUCAAUGCGCAAACUCUGACGAAGAUAAAAAGUAUCUCGAAAGCAGUCGCGGCAUCCCUGGGAGUCACCGGUCCUUUCAACAUGCAACUAAUUGCCAAGGAUAAUGAAUUAAGAGUGAUCGAGUGUAACGUAAGAGUAUCCAGAUCUUUUCCUUUUGUCUCGAAAACCUUAGACCAUGACUUUGUCGCGACAGCAACCCGUUUAAUCGUCGGCGAAACAGUUGAGCCUGUGGACGUUUUAGCUGGCUGUGGAAAAGUUGGAGUGAAAGUGCCGCAAUUUUCCUUUUCCCGACUUGCUGGUGCUGAUGUGAUGCUGGGCGUGGAAAUGGUAUCUACUGGGGAAGUAGCCUGUUUCGGUGAAAAUCGCUACGAAGCUUAUUUGAAAGGCAUGAUAAGCACCGGUUUUCACAUUCCUCAAAGGGGUAUCUUGCUCUCUGUAGGAAGUUUUAAGCAUAAAAUGGAGUUACUUGGGUCUAUCAGAAAUUUGAAAAACAUGGGAUACAAAUUAUAUGCCAGCAUGGGUACCGCCGAUUUUUAUACUGAGCAUGGAGUCGAAGUAGAACCAGUGCAAUGGACGUUUGAAAAUAUCGCCGUGAAUGAGGAUUCUAGUCCGAGCGAACUUCGACAUCUUGCUGACUUUUUGUCAAAAAAGCAAUUUGAUCUUGUGAUUAAUCUGCCGAUGAGAAACGGUGGUGCACGACGCGUUUCCAAUUUUAUGACACAUGGUUAUCGAACGAGAAGGCUAGCAAUCGAUUAUUCCGUGCCUUUAAUUACGGACGUAAAAUGUGCGAAGCUUCUAGUCGAGGCGAUGAGAAUGAUCGGUGGAAAAGCACCGCGGAUGAAAACAUAUACCGAUUGUGUGACGUCGCGUAGGAUGAUCAGACUACCCGGUCUCAUUGACGUGCAUGUACAUACUCGUGAUCCUGGAGCGAUCCACAAGGAGGAUUUCGCCUCUUGUACCGCGGCAGCGCUCGCCGGAGGCAUCACGAUGAUAUUUGCAAUGCCCAAUACUAACCCAGCAGUGGUGGACCACCAGACUUUUGCCAUCGCCAAAGAGCGAGCUGCUGCUGGUUCACAUUGCGAUUAUGCACUCUUUAUUGGCGCCUCAUCGGACAACUAUAAUAUCACACGAGAAAUAGCACCGCACGCUGCUGCUCUGAAAAUGUACCUGAACGAGACAUUUACGACACUACGUCUCACGGAUCUUACUGUUUGGAUUAAGCAUUUUGAAAGCUGGCCUAAAAAAUAUCCUUUGUGCGUGCAUGCGGAAGGACAAACUACAGCCGCGGUUUUACUGCUAGCAAGUUUGCAUAACAGGCCGAUUCACGUGUGUCACGUGGCACGUAAAGAGGAAAUAGAAAUUAUACGCGCUGCUAAGGAACAUGGAUUGGCAGUUACGUGCGAGGUAUGUCCGCAUCAUUUAUUCCUUUGCCAAGAUGACUUGGAUCGGAUCGGCAGCAAAAGAGGUCAGGUAAGACCUACUCUGGGAACAAAAGAGGACCAACAGGCUCUUUGGGACAAUUUGGAUGUUAUAGAUUGUUUCGCAACCGAUCAUGCUCCACAUACCGCGCAAGAAAAGACUUCCGAGAAACCACCGCCAGGAUUUCCCGGGCUAGAAACAAUGCUACCGCUGUUACUUAAUGGUGUGCAUGAAGGAAGAUUGACUAUGGAGGACAUAAUUGACAGAUUGUACCGAAAUCCCAAAAGAAUCUUUUCCAUUCCCGAUCAACGUAACACAUAUGUCGAGGUCGAUCUAGAUGACGAAUGGAUCAUUCCGGAAGCAAUGCCAUUUAGCAAAUCAAAAUGGACACCUUUUGCUGGCAUAAAGGUUCGCGGUUCAGUGCAUAGAGUAGUCUUGAGAGGCGAGGUCGCUUAUGUCGAGGGAAAAGUUUUGAUAAAUCCUGGAUUCGGGCAAAACAUUAGGGAUGUACAACACAAGGCAAAAGUCCCACCGACGCAUCACAUACCGAUGACAUCCGCUCUAUCUACAGAUGCCACUUGUAAACCAUUGCCAUUAUUGGACGGUCUCUUAUCGCCAAAUGAAAAAUCUAACAUAUAUGCUGAUCGUGCAUACGUCGCUGAUUUAUAUGAGGAGGAACGAAUUGAAUCGCAUCUCCUGCAACAGGCAUCGCACAAAUCGAGUGUACAUUUUGCGCUGGAUAGCGACACAAGGGAACAUUCUAAGGUGUUACCCUCUCAAAGGACUAUCUCACCAUUGCCAAUUAGCAAUCUUACCAGAUACAAAAGCGACAGUAAUCCGAAUCUUCUUACGUCUGCUGUCGCACCUAUUCCAACCGUUCAUGCAAGCAGCAGUUUAAUCGGGCAUCAUGUACUUACUGUAGACAUAUUUAACAAAGAAAUAUUAAAAGAUAUAUUUCAUCUUGCGGAAACUUUCCGAAAUGUUAUUAGGAAGGAGCGACCGUUGGAUCAUAUUUUAAAGGGAAAAAUUAUGGCUUCCAUCUUUUACGAGGUCAGCACGAGAACAUCAUGUAGUUUUGCUGCCGCCAUGGAACGUCUUGGUGGUCGCGUGAUAUACAUGGAUGGUUCCACAUCGUCGGUAAAAAAAGGAGAAACCUUAGAAGAUUCUAUAGCAGUCAUGGCAGGAUACGCGGAUGUUGUUGUACUCAGACAUUCAGAGCCGGGUGCGGUAGCUAGAGCAGCGCUGCAUUGCAGGAAACCAUUGUUAAACGCCGGUGAUGGAGUUGGCGAACAUCCAACACAAGCGUUGCUCGAUAUUUUUACAAUUAGAGAUGAGUUUGGAACUGUAAAUGGCCUUACAAUUACGAUGGUAGGAGAUUUAAAACACGGCAGGACUGUUCACUCUCUCGCAAGGUUGCUGACUCUAUAUAACGUCGAGCUUCGCUAUGUGAGUCCACCUGGACUAGGCAUGCCAGAUCAUAUUGUUAAUUACGUGGCUGAACGUCAAAUUUCCCAAGAAAAGUUUUCAACCUUAGAGGAUGCUCUGCCUGAUACCGAUGUUCUUUACAUGACCCGAAUACAACGCGAGCGUUUUGUCACGCAAGAGGAAUAUCAUCAGAUGUGCGGACACUUUAUUGUUACCCCGCAACUGAUGUCUCGCGCAAAGAGAAGAAUGGCGGUGAUGCACCCUCUGCCACGUGUCUUUGAAAUAAGUACAGAGUUCGACACAGAUCCACGAGCUGCUUACUUUCGACAAGCUGAAAAUGGAGUCUACGUGCGUAUGGCAUUGCUAGCCAUGGUUCUCGGACGCGCUUGAUCUAACCGUCACCGUCAUCUGCCUCUUGUGCAUCAAAAAAUCUAUUAAAGAAGAUUAAAAGAUCUAGAAAAGCAUUUUAAUUCAACAAUUUCAAUUAGACUGUGAUGAGCGCCUAAAAACCAAUAGAUAGAUUCCGACAUUCCAUUAUCGCGACAAGUGAUUUAUAAGAAAUUUUAUAAAAAUCGCGAGAUUUUAUAAGAAUCGCAGAGCGACAACUUUAACAAUAUAUUAUUGUAACUAUAAAUUGAAAUUUUAUAUAAAUUUUCUUUGUAAAAUGAUAAACUUUUUCUUGAAAUAUUUUUUAUUUUUCAUUUUUUAUUAAAUAACAUAUGAAUAUAUAAAUAAUAUUGUAUAAUAUAUAAAAAGCAUAUAUUAUACAUAGUGUAAUUUAUAGUGUAAUAAUACUUACAGUAAUAAUUUACACAUAUAUUUUUGUAUGUAUGCUAUAAAAUAAUGAAGAAAAAUUUUAUAUGUUUACUGCAAUAAAAGAUUUAAAGAA
Cataglyphis hispanica is the source of this 7383-nucleotide messenger RNA. It is a transcript of the gene rudimentary, whose product is annotated as CAD protein. NCBI's taxonomy places the organism in Eukaryota, Metazoa, Arthropoda, Insecta, Hymenoptera, Formicidae. Gene Ontology annotation, molecular function: dihydroorotase activity; metal ion binding; ATP binding. Bases 75 to 6884 code for a protein of 2269 amino acids. Gene Ontology annotation, biological process: 'de novo' pyrimidine nucleobase biosynthetic process; L-citrulline biosynthetic process; UTP biosynthetic process. The transcript is spliced from 26 exons. The record is from RefSeq and is a predicted model, not a curated record. Gene Ontology annotation, cellular component: cytoplasm; cytosol.